UCUUCGCGGACACGAUCGUUCGUCAAACGUGAAAAAUGGCGGAUAAAAAAGAAGAGGAGAAAAGGGAGGACGACGAACGGCUCGAGUACAUUCGCAGAUAUCUGGUGCUCUCGAGAAAAAUCAAGGCCGAGAAAUGGCUCAAGUUGUUAACGAACGAGGAAUUCAAGGUUCGGUCUCUUCUCUUAGAUCUUAACCUAAUCUUCCUCGAUCGUUUGCGAAAACAAUUUGGGAUUAUCUUCCAAUAUCGCGAGCGUUGCGUCGCGCGAGCGAACAUUGAGACGAUCAUGCGAUUCUUCGAUACACCGGAGGAGAUGAUUCUAACGAUACAACUCGGCCCGGCCGGUGUGCUGAUACCGUUCCUCGGGAUACCGGCGACAGCACGUGCGAAGACGUCGUAUUUCGCAAAGAGGAGUCCCGUCGAGAUUACCAGGCAAAAUUACAGGGAUGUCGUUAUGCCGGGCGACAUGGCGCCGAAACCUAUCGAGGAAUUGUCGGUUUUGAUCGAGGAGGCUUAUGUACCGAUAUUAUCGAACCCGAAGAAUCACAGAGGCUGGCCGCGCGUUGUCGGCGAGGACGUGAGGAAGCACGUUUGCGACCUCCGCAGCGUAAUAUGUCAGGUACGCGGUAAGAUGACUGGCCAAACGUUGCUGCCGAUGCCGAUGGGCGUCGAACGGAUAUUCGAGGAGGAACUGAAGGCGCAGCAGAGCGGCGGGGCCGACGUCGACGUUCGUCUGAGAAGCGACAUUGAGACGAUCCUGACGAAAUGGUACUCGCAGAUCAACGACACUCUGCACGAGGAGAGCACGCGCAUUUUCCUAACUGAUAAGCAUCCGCAACCCAGCGCCGAAAUCGAGUUCUGGCGUCAGCGACUCGUAAACGUCGAAUCGAUUUAUAACCAGAUGAGGGAUCCCCGGGUGAAAAAGAUGGCAUCCAUUUUGGAACUGACCAACAGUCCCUACUCGGCAUGUUUCAAGACCCUGCUGAAGGACGUUGUGGCCGCGCUGGUCGAGGCGCGCGACGUCUGCUCUUAUCUCAAAGCCUUGGAGCCGCAUUUCGAGGAGAUAAAAAAUACCGGUUUCAAAGACGUGCUGACCAAGUUGAAGCCGCUGUUGCACUGUGUCUGCCUAUUGUGGUCCAACUCGAAAUACUACUGCACCUCUCCCCGAAUCAUCACCCUGCUGGUCGAGAUAUCAAAUUUGCUGAUAAGCGAGGCUGCCAAAUAUUUGGAUCAGAGUACUCUGUUCACGGCUGACGUCGAGGACAGUCUGACGCGCUUGGAACACGUGACGAACAUUCUGCUUUACUACGUAGAAAUAUUCGAAACCUUUCGUUCCAAAGUGGACACUUACUUUAAACCGCCGAGCGAGGCGAUCCUGUGGAAUUUUCACGACGAGUUGGUGCUCGGAGGAAUAACGGAUUUCCAGAAACGUCUGGGAGAGAUAAAGAUAUUGUUCGAAACGGCGCGAGAGUAUUUCAAGCUGGAGAGGAUUGAACUCGCGGGACUGAAGGGGAGAACGCUGUGCUUGAGGAUCUACGAUAUCUACGAGGAUUUUGUGAAAAUAUACAACGAAUUCGCGGAGCUGCAGUAUGACAUUCUAGUGGCGGAAGAGACGCAGUUCGCCGAUCAUGUUGCUUCCUUCUUAGCAAAGGUCAGACGAUAUCUCGUGGAGGAGUACGACAGAGAGCUGGCGAGUAUAUUCGACCGAGCGUUCUCCGAAUGCCACAACACGGAGAUUAUGUUCAAGUUGAUGUGGAUCAUAGGCUCGAUGGGCAAUCGGCCGAUUAUCGUGGCGCAAUUGUGGCACAACUACGAGAAACUGCUGCAAAGGAUCCACGAUCAUUUCGAUAAUAUCAAAGUGAUAUUCGACAAUAUCUUCAAAGAUCACUACCAUGUCGAAAGCGGACAGUAUUUCCCACCUGUCGCAGGCGCGUUGUGCACGUUGACGUACUUGCGGCAAAGGAUUGACUAUCCGAUGCAAUGCGCCAAAUUGCUCGAUCAUCCUUUGGUAAAUCUCAGAAUGCAGAGCGAGACCAAGCCUAAGUACGAUCAGAUGCAGUCGCUGAUGGACGCGAUGGAGCACGAGAUAUUCACAAACUGGGCAGACAAAGUACCCGACACCAGCAACACUCACUUAUCCAAGAGCCUAUUGACGAUACGCGACAACCAAUUGCUCGAUGUGAACUUCGACCCGGAGUUGGCCGCGUUGUUGCGCGAGACGCGUUACAUGAUUAUCCUGAAGAGAACAGAUUUGCCCGAGGAAGCGAUUCAGCUCUAUCACAGGAUGCAGUACUUCUUCGAGAGCACCUACAACCUCAACCUGAUCGCGCAACGGUACAACUGGAUCAGAACUCACGCUUUGCCGGUGGAGUUUGAGCUGGUGAGGCACGAGGUCGAAAAAGUGGACAAACUGAUAGGCAUCGGUCAGGAAACUUACAAGUGGGACUCGCCGGAGGUGCCGGAGUACAUCGGCAAUUUGCUGGCCUUGGUGCGCAAGUUACACUCGCGAGUUUUUCGAGCUCAGGAGAACAUCGCGGCGUUGCUGCGAGUGAUUUACUCGUGGGCGCUCUCGCCGGUACUGCAGCGUAAGGAUCUGAAAGACGAGAAUCUGCUCGCCGUGGCCGAACGCUCGGAGACAUUUCAGAAACGGUACGACAAGAUCGAGCAGACCGCCGGAGAGCUGGAUCGAGUGGUGAACGAAAAUUACAUGCUGUUCUUCGAUCUGCUGGCCGACUCGGUGUACGAGAGAAACGAAUUCGAAUUGGACGAAGCGGUGAGGCAGCAAGAGACGCUCGAGGAGCAGGAUAACGCGGAGAAACGAGCCCUAAUGGACAAAUCGAGGAUCGAGGAAGAGAAGGAGAGGGUCGCGCGUGGCGGCGACGUGACGGAGGACGAGAGAGCCGACAAAGAUGAGACUGAAAUAUCGCAAGUACCGUUAACGGCCGAGCAAAUUGAUCAGAAUAUGAUCAAGUGGAAACCCUACCUCGCCUAUGUGGACGAUUUGAUGUCAAAAGCUCUGAUCCAGGCUGUUUCCAGCAGCGUAUGUUACCUGCUCGACGAGACCGAUCCGCAGAGCAACGUGUCUCCUCUCUUUGAAAUUCAAUUGCUGCUCGAAGUGCCGAACAUCGCCUUCCGUCCUGCGGUAGACCCGGACGAUCCCGAGGGUUUCUACGCGUUUUUCGAGGGUCUGCUGCUCGAUAUCAUGAGGAUGGGGACGUUGAUACCGCGCGUGGAUCUGGACGUCGCGACGGAGAGAGAGCAUUACGGCAGCGAUUUAGCGGAAGAAGAAGGUAUCGUUUUCAUGCUCGAGGAGACGUGUAAUCGAAUCAAGCUGGGUCUGGUGCAAGCACAGGAAUACAUCAUUACUUUCGACGAAUUUGCCUGGCUGUGGCUGGACGACAAACAGGAAUACUUGAAUUUCUUCCUACGUUUCGGUCGCGCGCUUACGGACACGGAAAAGAUCGUAGUGGCCGAGAACUCGGAGAAUCUGCCGGAGCAUCUAAAAGAGAGGAAGCCGGAAUUGAACGACUUUAAGAGGGAAAUCGACUACUUUGUGGAACUUUAUGGGAAAUGCGACGCGUUCAAGAACGAAGUGGUCUUCCUGCGUUGGUUACGAUUGGACAUGAGAGCUUUCAAGCAAGUUCUGCUCAACAUAAUUUGCAAGUGGACCAGCACCUUCAAGACCUAUCUCGUCGAUCGUGUCAACAGCGAACUCGGAAAUCUCUGCGACUUUCUGACGAAAGCUCUGAAAAAGUUCAUGCAACCGAUCGCAGCGGACGAUUACGAGGACUUGCUGAACACCAUAUAUUACCUGAAGGAAGUUCGAGAUCGCCAAUACGAGAUCGACGACAUGUGGGAGCCUAUCAAAGCUACCAUAGAUCUUCUCGAGCAGUACCAAGUAAAAUUCGGCGAGAAAACGUAUGUCUGGCUGGCAGAACUGCCGGAACAAUGGGCGACGGUUAAGAAGUGGGCGGCGCUGGUGAAGCAGCUCGUGAAUCCUCUGAUGGCACGUCAGAUCGAGCUGCUGAAGAAGCGUCUCAAUUAUUAUGAUUUCCAGCAGCAGAGAUAUCUGGUGGAAUUCCGCGAGAAUGUCGUGUUCAGGUUUGAUUGCCCGAACGUCUACGAGAAAUUGGACGACAUAAACGAAGAUAUCGUAAAACUCGAGCAGAAACUGGACGAGUUGUACAAUCAGGCGAAUAUAUUCGAACAACAGGUGCCGGAGUUUAAACAAAUCAAGCUCGCCAGAAGAGAAUUGAGACUCUUAAAGAAUCUGUGGGAUUACGUGAACAUCGUAACCUCGAGUCUGGACGAGUGGAAGACGACGUAUUGGAACAAGAUAGAUGUCGAGGGAAUGGAUCAAGAAUGCAAAAAAUUAAUUCGAGAACUGAGACAAUUAGACAAGGAGGCUCGAGCGUGGGACUUGUACACGCACGUGGAAGCGCAAGUACGGAACAUGAUGUCGUCCUUGAGGACGGUCUCGGAACUGCAAAAUCCCGCCAUCAGAGGCAGACACUGGCAGCAGCUGAUGGCUGAGACUCGAGUGAGAUUUACGAUGGACGAUAAGACGACCUUGGAGGACUUGCUGAAACUGGAGCUCCACAAGUACGAGGAAGAGGUGAAGGAAACGGUGGACAGGGCGGUGAAAGAAAUGAGCAUGGAAAAGGUUCUCAAGGAGCUGCACAACAUGUGGGACACUCUCGAGUUUGGCAAGGAGCUGCACGAGCGCACCAAGUUCAACAUUUUGAAAAUAGACGAGGAGACUAUUGAGAUACUGGAAGAAAAUCAGGUGCAACUGCAAAGUAUGCUGGACUCGAAAUAUGUAGCCCACUUCCUCGACGAAGUGACCGAUUGGCAACAGAAGCUCAGCAACGUGGACGCCGCGAUCAACGCCUGGUUCCAGGUUCAGCGUGCUUGGAUACACUUGGAGAGCAUCUUUAUCGGCUCGGAGGAUAUAAGAAGCCAAUUGCCGGAAGAGACGAGGCGCUUCGAGAAGAUAGACAAGGACUUCAAGGAUCUGCUGAGAGAGAUGUCGGCCAACUUGAACAUAGUUAAAUCGACCAACAGGCCGAAACUGCUGGAUCGCCUGGAGGAGCUGGACAAGCAAUUGAGCGUCUGCGAGAAGGCGCUGUCCGAUUACCUGGAGACAAAGAGACUGGCUUAUCCACGCUUCUACUUCAUCUCAUCCGCGGACUUGCUCAACAUACUGAGCAACGGGAACAACCCGGAGAUGGUCUGCAGGCAUCUACCGAAGCUGUACGACUCGCUGGCGAAUCUCACGUGGAAGAUGGAAGGGGGGAAAGCGACGAAGCAGGCCAACGGAAUGAUCUCGAAGGACGGCGAGGAGAUGGCCAUGCAUGGAACGUGCGACUGCAGCGGCAAGGUGGAGAUCUGGCUGAAUCGCGUGAGCGACGCGAUGCGGAGAACCGUGCGAUAUCAUUUGAGCCAGGCGGUCGCCUCGUACGACGAGAAGUCCCGCGAGCUCUGGAUCCUGGAUCACGAGGCGCAGCCGGCACUCUGCGGCAGCCAGAUCUGGUGGACGACCGAAGUGCACAUGGCGUUCGCACGGCUCGAGGAGGGAUUCGAGAACGCGCUGAGGGACUACCAGAAGAAGCAGAUCGGCCAGCUGAACGCGCUGAUCGCGAUCCUGCGCGGCGAGCUGAACGAGAACGACCGGCAGAAGAUCAUGACCAUUUGCACGAUCGACGUGCACGCGCGCGACGUCGUCGGCAAGCUGAUAUCCAUCAAAGCGGAGAGCUCGUCCAGCUUCCAGUGGCAGUCGCAGCUGAGGCACAGGUGGGACGACAAAUCGGAAGACUGCGUCGCCAACAUUUGCGACGCGUCUUUCGUCUACGCUUACGAGUACCUGGGCAACGCGCCGCGGCUGGUAAUUACGCCGUUGACGGACAGAUGCUACAUUACGCUGACGCAAUCGUUGCAUCUGAUAAUGGGCGGAGCACCGGCCGGGCCGGCCGGAACGGGGAAAACCGAGACUACUAAGGAUCUCGGCAGAGCCCUCGGACAAAUGGUCUACGUCUUCAACUGCUCCGAGCAAAUGGAUUACAAGUCGUGCGGCAACAUAUACAAGGGGUUAGCGCAGACCGGUGCGUGGGGUUGCUUCGACGAAUUCAACAGGAUCUCCGUCGAGGUGCUGUCGGUCGUGGCCGUGCAAGUGAAAUACGUCCUGGACGGCGUGAAAAACCGGAAGAAGACCUUUUUAUUCUUUGCCGAGGAGUUCGAUCUCGUGGACACGGUCGGCAUGUUCAUCACGAUGAAUCCCGGUUACGCCGGUAGAACGGAACUGCCUGAGAACUUGAAGACCCUGUUCCGGCCCUGCGCCAUGGUGGUGCCCGACUUCGAAUUGAUUUGCGAGAUCAUGCUGGUGGCCGAGGGCUUCCAGGAGGCUAGACUACUGGCGAGAAAGUUCAUCACCAUGUACACGUUGUGUCGAGAACUGUUGUCCAAGCAAGACCACUACGACUGGGGCCUGAGAGCCAUCAAGUCCGUCUUGGUCGUCGCUGGAAAGUUGAAGCGCGACGAUAAAGAACGGCCGGAGAACCAGGUCUUGAUGAGAGCUCUGAGAGAUUUUAACACGCCGAAAAUUGUGACCGAUGACGUGCCCGUGUUCAUGGGAUUGAUAGGGGACUUGUUUCCCGCGCUGGACGUACCACGAAGAAGAGAUCUCGAAUUUGAGAGGAUGGUCAAACUCGCGGCUCUAGACUUGAAAAUGCAACCAGAGGACGGAUUCAUUCUAAAGGUAGUACAAUUGGAGGAGUUGUUUCACGUUCGACACUCGGUCUUUAUCGUCGGCCUCGCCGGGACCGGUAAGACCGAGGUGUGGAAAACGCUCAACAGAACGUACUCGAACGAAAAACGUAAGCCGCACUACAACGACCUGAACCCAAAGGCGGUGACCAACGACGAGUUAUUUGGCGUCAUUAAUCCGGCAACGAGGGAAUGGAAAGACGGCUUGUUCUCCAUGAUUAUGAGGGAGCAAACCAACAUGCUCGGCGACGGUCCCAAGUGGAUCGUGUUCGACGGUGACAUAGACCCGAUGUGGAUCGAGUCGCUCAACACAGUCAUGGAUGACAAUAAGGUUCUGACGUUGGCGAGCAACGAAAGAAUCGCCCUGACGAAACACAUGCGUCUACUGUUUGAAGUUUCCAACUUGCGGACUGCCACGCCGGCGACGGUGUCCAGAGCGGGAAUCUUGUACAUCAAUCCACAGGAUCUGGGCUGGAGUCCAUUUGUAACCAGCUGGAUAGAAACGAGAGACCACUUCGAACGCGCUAACUUGUCGAUCCUCUUCGAGAAGUAUGUUCCACCUCUAUUGGACGUGACGAAAUUCAAGUUCAAGAAGAUCAUUCCUCUACCGGAAAUAUGUCACGUGGAAAUGCUUUGUCAUUUACUCGACUGCUUCCUGACUAAAGAGAACGUGCCGCCAGAGUGUCCGAAGGAAUGGUACGAAUUGUACUUUGCAUUCGCCUGUAUCUGGGCGUUUGGUUCCGCAAUGUUUCGAGAUCAGUUGACAGAUUGGCGAAACGAAUUCAGCAAGUGGUGGCAGAACGAGUUCAAGACCGUCAAGUUUCCAGCGGGCGGCAAUGUGUUCAAUUACUUUAUAGAGCCGGAGACGAAGAAGUUGGUACCCUGGACCGAUAAAGUUCCCUCCUUUCAACUGGAUUCGGACAUCCCGCUUCAGUCCGCUUUGGUACCAACCGGAGAGACAACGCGUCUGCGUUUCUUCCUGGAUUUGUUGCUGAAGAAGCGUGUCCCGGUGAUGUUAGUGGGCGGAGCGGGCUGCGGAAAGAGCGUAAUCAUGGCGGACAAAUUGGCCAACUUAUCAGAUACUUACAAUGUCGUGAAUGUCCCGUUGAAUUUCUACACCACAUCAGAUACGUUGCAGAAGGUGCUGGAGAAACAUUUGGAGAAGAAGGCGGGACGUAAUUACGGGCCACCGGGCACGAGACUUCUCGUAUAUUUCAUAGACGACAUGAAUAUGCCGGAAGUGGAUACUUAUGGCACCGUGCAGCCUCACACUCUCAUUAGGCAACAUAUCGAUUAUAAUCACUGGUACGACCGAACGAAACUAACACUGAAGGAGAUUCACAAUACGCAAUACGUAUCUUGCAUGAAUCCCACGGCGGGAAGUUUCACCAUAGACCCGCGCUUGCAGAGACACUUUGCUGUAUUCGCAGUCAGUUUCCCGCAAGCCGAGGCGCUCGUGACGAUAUACAGUCAGAUCCUGGUGCAGCACCUGAUGGACCCGCGGAGCAAGUUUAAUCCAGCGGUACACAAAUUCGCGGAACCCUUGGUAAACGCCGCGUUGUACCUCCACGACAAGAUCGCCGCGACCUUCCUACCGACAGCUAUCAAGUUCCACUACAUCUUCAACUUGCGCGACUUGACCAAUAUAUUCCAAGGAAUGCUGUUUGCUCACGGCGAUGUCCUCCCGCUUCCGAGUCACAUAAUCAGACUUUACGCUCACGAGGCGACACGGGUGUAUCGCGACAAAUUGGUGAACUUCGAGGACCAGAGGGUGUUCGAUCGGCUGCUGCUCGAAGCACUUCGUAAAAAUAUACCCGAGCUGGACGAAAAUGAAAUGAGGACGGAGCCGCUGAUAUACUGCCACUUUGCGGAAGGAAUCGGCGAGCCGAAGUACGCGCCUGUCAAGGACUGGGCGCAACUUGUGAAAUCACUCGAGGAUGUUCUUCACACUUACAACGAGCUGGUGUCCGCGAUGAAUCUGGUAUUGUUCAAAGAUGCCGUGCACCACGUGUGUCGCAUCAACAGGAUACUGGAGGCACCGAGAGGCAACGCGCUUCUAGUAGGCGUAGGUGGUAGCGGCAAGCAGUCCUUAUCUCGCUUAGCCUCCUUCGUUUCCUCGUUGGAGGUGUUUCAAGUGCAAUUGCGCAAAGAUUACUCGCUGAACGAGCUGAGGGCUGACUUGGCCGUGUUGUAUCUGAAAGCAGGCGUCAAGGAUAUCGGUAUUACCUUUUUAAUGAGCGACGCUCAGGUGGCCGAGGAAAAGUUUUUGGUCGUGGUGAACGAUAUGUUGGCAUCGGGCGAGAUUGCGGAAUUAUUCGACGACGAAGACGUGGACGGCAUCUUCAACGCCGUGCGCAACGAGGUCAAGCAAACCGGAGUGAUCGACACCAAAGAGAAUUGCUGGAAAUUCUUCAUCGAGCGCGUGCGAACGCAAUUAAGAUGCGUCCUGUGCUUUUCGCCGGUCGGGCCGACUCUACGGAACAGAGCUAGGCAGUUCCCCGCGAUAGUAAAUUGCACCGCGAUCGACUGGUUUCAGGACUGGCCGCAGGAGGCCUUGGAGUCUGUGUCUGCGACGUUUCUCGAGGAGCUGGAGGAACUCCAGGCCGAAUAUCGGACGUCCGUGUCGCUUUUCAUGUCGUACGUUCACACGAGCGUGAACUAUGUGUCCGAGAUGUAUCUGCAAAACGAGAGGAGAUACAACUACACGACGCCAAAGUCAUUCCUCGAGCAAAUCUCCCUGUACUCCAAGCUCCUGACGGAGAAGAGUCACGACUUGACGGCGAUGAUCUCGCGUCUCACCGACGGAUUGAUCAAGCUCGAGUCUUGUUCCGUUCAGGUCGACGAGCUGAAGAUUGUACUGGCGGCUCAGGAGAUCGAGUUGAAGAAGAAGAACGAGAUAGCCGACAAAAUACUGGUCGAAGUGCGCGCGGAAAACGUGAAGGCGGAGGCGGAGAAAGCUGUCGUGACCGAGGAAGAGGCGAGAGUGGCGGAGAUGAAGGAGGCCGUGUCGGAGAAUCAAAGGCGUUGCAACGAAGACUUGGCCCGCGCCGAGCCGGCGGUGAGACAAGCCGAAGCGGCGCUCGAUACCUUGAACAAGAACAACUUGACGGAAUUGAAGUCCUUCGGUACGCCGCCGGCCGCCGUGGCGAACGUCGCUGAGGCUGUGCUCGUCCUGUUCUCGCCGAAAGGCAAAGUGCCCAGGGACCGGAGCUGGAAGGCUUGCCGCGUGAUGAUGGGAUCCAUCGACGGGUUUCUGGCGCAAUUGCGUAAUUACGAUAAGGAGAAUAUACAUCCGGAUGUCGUGAGGGCGAUUCAGCCUUACAUCAUCAACAAAGGGUUCGAUCCGGAAUUCGUGUACUCGAAGUCGCAAGCGGCUGCGGGCCUCUGCAGCUGGGUGAAGAACAUCAUGGUGUUUCAUUACAUCAACGAGAGUGUAAAGCCUCUGCGAGCCGCGCUCGCGCAGGCGAACGCCGAGCUGAAAGCAGCCAUGGACAAAUUGAAUUCUUUGAGAGGUCGUUUAGCGGAGCUCCAGAAGGUGUUGGACGUGUUGGAAGAGAAGAUGAGCGUGGCUCUGGUCGCGAAGCAAAAGUGUCAGGACGAGGCGGAAGCGACCGCGUUUACCAUAAACUUGGCGAAUCGACUGGUAAACGGCCUCGCGUCCGAAAACAUCCGCUGGGCCGAAACCGUGCAAGUACUGAAGAAAUCCGGAAUCACUCUACCAGGCAAUGUGUUGCUCGCCGUGGCGUUUAUUUCUUACAUGGGAUGCUUCACGAGGAAAUAUAGAGUGGAUCUCAUGAAUUUACAUUGGUUACCGUUCCUCGACAAGCUGCAAGUGCCGAUACCGCGUACACCCGACUUGGAUCCGCUGUCUUUAAUGACCGACGACGCGAAAAUCGCACAGUGGAAUAACGACGGUUUGCCCACGGACAGAAUGUCCACGGAAAACGCCACGAUACUCAGCAACUCCUCCAGAUGGCCGCUGAUGAUCGACCCGCAGCUGCAAGGGAUCAAGUGGAUCAAGAACAAAUACGCAGACGAUCUGAUGGUGGUGCGCUUGACAGACAAGGAUUAUCUCGAUAGAAUCGAAUACGGUAUCGCCGAUGGACAAGUGGUGCUACUGGAAAGCAUCAUGGAGACGGUCGACGCUGUUUUACAGCCAAUCCUAGCUCGCGUCCUGAUCAAAAGGGGAAGGGCCAUCAAGGUGGGAGACAAAGAGGUGGAUUACGACCCGCGCUUCCAUCUCAUCCUGCAAACGAAACUGGCGAAUCCCCAUUACAAGCCGGAGAUGCAAGCUCAAACUACGCUCAUCAAUUUUACGGUCACGAAAGACGGUUUAGAGGAGCAGCUAUUAGGCGCCGUCGUGAAAGCGGAGCGUCCGGAUUUGGAAUCGACCAAAGCCGAGCUCACUACCCAGCAGAACACGUUCAAGAUCACGCUGAAGGCGUUGGAGGACGAUCUGUUGCACAGGUUGUCGUCGGCGGGUCCCGAUAUAUUGAGCGACGUCGCUCUCAUUGUGAACCUCGAGACCACGAAGAAGACAGCCAGCGAGAUCGAGGCGAAGGCGAUCGAGGCGAAGGUGACCGCUGCGAAGAUAGACGAGGCGCGGGAGUCCUACCGGCCCGUGGCGUCCAGGGCCAGCCUCCUAUACUUCAUCCUUAACGACCUCAACAAGAUCAACAUGCUGUACCAAUUUUCUCUCAAGGCGUUCAGCGCGGUCUUCCAGAACGCCAUUAAACUUGCGGAGCCGACGGACAUCCUUGGUAAACGCGUCGCCAGUUUGAUCGACAGCGUCACGUACUUGGUUUUUACAUACACCAGCCGUGGACUCUUUGAAAGCGACAAGCUCAUAUUUCUGUGCCAGCUGACUCUUCAGAUUCUAUUGCAAACGAAGGAGAUAGAACAGGUCGAGGUUGACUUUCUCCUGCGAUUCCCUUACUUGCCGGAUCUAACGAGUCCUGUGGACUUUCUCAGUAACGACGGCUGGGGCGGCGUCAAGUACCUGAGCGGAAUGGAAAAUUUCCAUAAUCUGGAUCGCGACAUAGACGGUGCCGCGAGAAGAUGGAAAAAGUUUGUCGAGUCGGAAACGCCGGAGAGGGAGAAAUUUCCUCAGGAAUGGAAAAAUAAAACGGCCUUCCAGAGGCUGUGCAUAAUGAGAUGCGUGAGACUGGAUCGAAUGGUCUACGCUGUACGGUGCUUCGUGGAGGAGAAGCUGGGCGAAAAAUUUAUACAGUUCCGCGUUCAGGCUUUCGAAAAAACAUACGAAGAUAUGUGCGCGAACACGCCGAUAUUUUUCAUUCUCUCUCCAGGAGUCGAUCCUUUGAAGGAUGUGGAGAAACUCGGCAAGCGGCUCGGCUUCACACUGGACGCGCAAAAUUUCCACAACGUAUCGCUGGGACAGGGUCAGGAACCCGUCGCGGAGGAGACGAUGGACAUCUCGGCGCGCAACGGUCAUUGGGUUAUACUCCAGAACGUUCAUCUGGUAAGGAAGUGGUUGCCGAAACUCGAGAAGAAGAUGGAACAGCUUUCGGAGAAGCCGCACGAAGAUUAUCGUCUCUACAUUAGCGCGGAGCCGAGCCCCGACCCUCACGAGUCGAUAAUACCGCAGGGUAUACUGGAAUCGGCCAUAAAGAUCACCAACGAACCGCCGACGGGUAUGCGCGCCAAUAUCCACAAGGCACUGGACAAUUUUAGCCAGGACACGCUCGAGGCCUGCAGCAAAGAGACCGAGUUCAAAGCCGUCCUCUUCGCCCUUUGCUAUUACCACGCCGCCAUGGCCGAGCGCAGGAAAUUCGGGGCGCAAGGAUGGAAUAGGCCAUAUCCGUUCAACGUCGGCGACUUGACCAUCAGUGCGUCGGUAUUGUUGAAUUAUCUCGAGGGCAACGCCAAGGUACCCUGGGAGGAUCUGCGUUACUUGUUCGGCGAGAUCAUGUACGGCGGUCACAUAACAGACGACUGGGACCGGAGACUGUGUCGGACGUACCUGCUGGAGUACCUCCAGCCGGAACUGGUCGAGGGUGAGUUGUACCUGGCUCCGGGUUUUCUGGUGCCACCCAGUGGCGAUUACGCGAGCUAUCAUCAGUACGUGGAGGAUUACUUGCCAGCGGAGAGUCCCGCGCUGUAUGGACUUCACCCGAACGCGGAGAUCGGCUUCCUCACGAGCACGGCGGAAAGCUUGUUCAAGACGAUCUGGGAGAUGCAGCCGCGGGACAUUGGCGACGCGACAGUCGGGACUUUGUCGAAAGAGGACAAGGUGAGGGCUCUGAUAGAGGAUCUACUGGACAAACUUCCCGAGCAGUUUAAUAUGCAGGAGUUAAUGAGCAAGACGGAAGAGCGUACACCUUUCGUCAUCGUGGCACUUCAAGAAUGCGAACGUAUGAACAUACUGACUAACGAGCUGAAGAGAUCUCUGAGAGAACUCGAGCUCGGUUUGAAGGGCGAGCUCACAAUCAGCGCGGACAUGGAAGAUCUGCAGAAUUGUCUGUUCUUGGAGUCUAUACCGAUGUCCUGGGCCAGAUACUCCUAUCCGUCCACCUUGGGAUUGUCCGGCUGGUUCGCAGACAUGCUCAAUCGAAUCACCGAACUGUCGAAUUGGAUCGUAGAUUUUAACUUGCCGUUAUCGGUCUGGCUGGGCGGUUUCUUCAAUCCGCAAUCUUUCCUCACCGCCAUCAUGCAGCAAACCGCCCGUAAGAACGAAUGGUCCUUGGACAAGAUGUGUCUACACUGCGACGUCACCAGAAAGCAAAGGGAGGAAAUCACGGCGGCGCCGCGGGAAGGCGCGUACGUGAACGGUCUGUACAUGGAGGGUGCGCGAUGGGACAGCGCGAUCGGCUGCAUCGCGGACUCCCGGCCGAAGGAGCUGCUGUUCCAGAUGCCGAUGGUGUUCGUCAAGGCGAUCACGCAGGAUAAGCAGGAGACGAAGAACGUGUACGAGUGCCCGCUGUAUAAAACUCGAACCCGCGGUCCCACGUACGUUUGGACGUUCAACCUGAAGACCCGCGACAAACCCACCAAGUGGACCCUGGCCGGCGUCGCGAUUCUCCUGCAGACUUGACUGAACGACGCCCGCGUUCACACACGCCGCACGCGCAAGUUCGCGAUCGUAACUCAUCCCAUACC
Molecule: messenger RNA, 13876 nt
Organism: Harpegnathos saltator (Jerdon's jumping ant)
Lineage: Eukaryota; Metazoa; Arthropoda; Insecta; Hymenoptera; Formicidae
Product: dynein beta chain, ciliary
Exons: 66
Coding region: 36-13811 (4591 amino acids)
Biological process (GO): microtubule-based movement
Cellular component (GO): dynein complex
Molecular function (GO): dynein intermediate chain binding; dynein light intermediate chain binding; minus-end-directed microtubule motor activity
Source: RefSeq, a predicted model, not a curated record